Messenger RNA from Rana temporaria (common frog), 9044 nucleotides. It is a transcript of the gene FRMD1, whose product is annotated as FERM domain containing 1. The transcript is spliced from 14 exons. NCBI's taxonomy places the organism in Eukaryota, Metazoa, Chordata, Amphibia, Anura, Ranidae. The record is from RefSeq and is a predicted model, not a curated record. The coding region runs from base 327 to 2102 and encodes 591 amino acids. Gene Ontology annotation, cellular component: cytoskeleton; cytoplasmic side of apical plasma membrane. Gene Ontology annotation, biological process: positive regulation of hippo signaling.
AGACAAGUGAACAGGAGCGGCCAUAUACACUCGUACUAAACACAAAACGACUUGUUUGUAAUGAGUACUAGUGCAAUAAUUAUAGUGUGUCUGACUGAGCGCAGUUAGAUCUGUGAAGCUAUGUGGAAGACAUAGGUGCCCCCCCCGCAGAGAGAAUGGAGUGUCCUGAUGGUGAGGUGUGUGUUGUCCCAUCAAGAGAGAAGUUGGGAUGAGCGGAGCUGUGCGGAGUGUAGAUACACAGCGUACUAUGAUUCGGGAGAACUACCUGUCUGCACUACUGCGGUCAGUCACAAUGAUAAUGCUGCAUAAUUCAAUGUAAUUUCAUCAUGAGCAGACCAUUCUUUCAAGCAAGUAUGCCAGAGCAAGAUUAUCGGAAUGUCUGUGUUUGGUUGCCCAACAGAGAGCAACUAGAUGUCACUGUUGGGACAAAAGCCACAGGUCAGGAGCUAUUUAACAAAGUUUGUGAAGCACUGGAUAUUAAACAAGCACAUUUAUUUGGCCUUAGCAUUGUUAAAAAUAAUGAAUAUAUUUUUAUGGACCUAGAACAGAAGCUGAACAAGUAUUUUCCUAAGGAAUGGAAGAGAGACCCUCUCAAAACAACUGAAAAGUUUAGUCCACCAUGCGUUGCCUUUUUUAGAGUUCAGUUUUAUGUAGAAACUGGAAAAAUAAUAAGUGAUAAAAUAGCCAGAAAAUUGUAUUAUUACCACCUGAAAGAACAAGUCUUGAGAUCCCAUUGCACUCACACAGAGGAGACUUAUUUUUUGCUGGCAGCAUAUGCACUUCAAGCUGAUUGUGGAAACCAAAGAAACCCUAUUAAAAAUUACUUCGAACCCGAGGCCUACUUUCCACACUGGAUCAUUGCAAAAAGAGGGUCUGAUUAUAUAUUGAAGCAUGCUCCUGAGGUGCACAAGGAACUUCAAGGAAUGUCUGUGAAGGAAGCUGUUCUAAAUUUCAUUAGGGAAUCGUGUGUCCUGGAAGAUGUACCUGUUCAUUAUUAUAGACUUCUAAAGGACAAGAAAGAAGACAGACCUUCUAUUAUUCUUGGUGUAACUCUUCGAGGAAUUCAUAUUUACCAGGAAAUUGAUCAUAUUCGUCAACUUCUCUAUGAUUUUCCAUGGUCAAAUGUGGGGAAGCUUACAUUUCUUGGUAAGAAAUUUGAGAUUCAACCUGAUGGAUUGCCGUCAGCACGGAAACUGGUUUACUACACAGGCUGUCCGUUCCGAUCACAACACCUUUUGCAUCUGCUCAGUAAUAGUCAUAGACUGUAUUUAAAUAUACAACCUGUGAUAAAAGAAAUUAAGAAAGUGGAAGAAGCAGAAGAAAAGAAAUGCUACAGGGAAUCCUAUGUAAGUGACAACAUGGAAAUGGAUUUAGAUCCAUCUGAUAAAUGUUCUCAUGGAAGCAGCAGGGAAAGUGCCAAGAACAAUCGCCUUUCUAGACAGUCAACUGUCAGUCAUAGUAGCUCACAUACCUCUGGCAUUGAAGCCGAUUCACACCACAGGAUGUCAGAGGAGAUGUCUGUAGAUGAUCCUUUUGGUCUCGAGGUUGUUAACCUUAACAAGAGUUCUUAUAGCUCUACCAUCAGUCAAAGCACCUCUGGAAUUGAACAUGAGAGCAAAGGAAGAACAGACGGAGAUUCUCAAGGUGAUGAGGUUGAAUUGUCAGUGGAUAAGCCUCUUGAUGCUGAAGUUACUGUCCCAAUAUCAUCAGACACAUCGGUUUUGGAAACUGAAGAACAAUGUGUGGAUUCUCCCAUAAUGGAUAAUUACAGCUGGCAAACUGUGAAGUUGAGAGGACAAAGAGUGGAUCCUUUUCAUAAGGCGAAUACCUCAAAAUCCCGAAACUCCGCUGAUCGCUACAGUCAAAGCUUGGAUGAUGUGCGCAUUUACCAGGAGACUCAUCCUCCUUUUUCUACCUCUGUGCUUACUUCUGACACAUCCCAAAGCUACACAUUUGGCUGUGCAAUCGAAGAAAUAGACUAUAGUUGUACAUAUACAACAUCAGACUGCAAGGUCAAGUCCACGUUACUGGGAAAGAGGUCCAUGAAUUGCUUAUCAUUGGAUCUACUAGGAGAGAACCAACUUCUGGAGUUUAUUCUCUGAAAGUCUAAUCAUCAUAGAGAGGCUUAAGUAUGAAGUUGGAGAACUAUGACAACAGUCAACCCCCCUUUUACAAGCCAUACACUAUAACAUAUGUGAACCCCACCGGACUUUUGUUUUAUAACUUUGGGGUGUUUGCUGUUGUUUCUAAAGUGUUAUUCUUUGUUAUGGUUACAUUGAUAAUUGUAUAAAGUAUUUACUUUAUCAACAAAUCUAUGCAAACUCACAAAUUGCUAUAUAAACAUUGAAUUUUUGUGUAGAUAAAAUGGGUGUUCGCCUAGCUUGUUUUGUCACACAAAGAAACCAGUGUGAUAAUGCAAUAAAUAACCAUUUUAAGUAAAGUUUCAGAACUACAAACGUAGUUUGACAUAUUUCCCACAUUCCGAAUCUCUCCCUUAUUUCCAUUUGUUUGGAAUGAGCAGUGCACUAAUCUAUGCACAACAAAUCUGAAGAGUGAGCAAGGGAGGAUGGCUAUGUUCCUGUAUACAGUGGAAUUAUUAAGAACAAAUGUAGCCACCCUCGAAUAGGAAUAAAAACAAAGCAUUUGGGGGAGGCUGAGAGUAAUGGAUAGUACUUUUUGAGUUAAAAAUACAACCUGAACAGAAUGUUAGUGGUAAUAAAGGCAAGUGUAUACAAAUUUUGUUUUUCCUAAACCUCGGGAUAUCAGUGUUGAAAUCACCACACAGAUGUUUUUAUAUAUUUGUGGCAUCUGCAAAACAAGUUUUACAGUUACGGCUCCUGCCGUUUUCUCUGAAAUGUAUAAAAUAAGAAUUUCACUGGCAGGAGUUGGAGACCACAAUAUUGGGCAGAGCUUGGAACUCUAGCAGCAGGAAUCCCUGAGACAUAAGAAUGCAUUGUUUUCUAGCCUGUGCUAGACAUCCUUAUACUUUUUAUUGUGCAGAGUUCAGUAUUAUAUUAUUUGAUGACCUAUCUUUUGAAUUGUAAGUUGUAUUGAAAAACGUAGGGUAUCAUGAACUGUUGUACUUAGACAUGCACCAGAAAUGUAGCACAUCUUUAGGUGGUAUUGAGUAAAACAUGAUAGUAAUAGGUUUUGUAUGUAUAUGUGCACUGUUACUGAUUAUGCCUUGUAAAUGCCAUUGUGAAUGUUGCAGAAUGUGCUGUAAAUAUUUUCUUUGAAUAAUUAAGAGUCAUAUGAGUUAAUUUAAAGAUUUUUACAGGAAAAAUGCAGAUGUGAAAAGUACAUACAGGCAGUCCCCAAGUUACGAACGGUUUAGGGUGUAGGUUUGUUCUUAAGUGGAAUAUGUUGUAAGUCGGAACAGCAUGCGCAGAACGGCAGAUACGGUGCUUUCCGAUGUUCCGUCGAAUGUGCCUGCCGUCGAAAACGUUCAGUUGAAUGUGCCCGCCGUUGAAAAGUGGCCACGCAGCCUUCCAUUCGUAAGUAGGAGUCGUUUGCAAGUCGGAUGUUCGUAACUCAGGGAACUCCCGGUAGUUUAAAAAGGAAAGUAAUUAAAGUGUUCUAGCUGCACAUAACUGUUCUAGCAUUUGCACAAUGAGCAGCUUAUUGACAGCAAAGAGAAAGCAGUUGGGAAAACGUACUGAUAUUUGGUUAUGUACAAUCCAUGACCACUGAAUAUUUUAACUUUUUUUUUUUUUUAUAUAUAUAUAGUAAAUUCCUAUAAACGCAGUUCAGUAAAGGGGUAUAAUGCAUGCCCCAAAUCAUCCCUAAAGCGGUAUUUAACCCAGAAGCAAACCUUUAUUAUACUGCAUCUUGGAUGUGAUGGCUGUAUUCGUUUUCUUUUUUAGGCUUUCUUUACUUUAUUUUCACCAAGUGCUCAACCCAGUAAGUCUCUUAUCUUUCAAAAGAACAAGCUCCCCAACAAAUGUAGCAGUUAGUGUUGAGGCAAACCAUUUUAUCAAUGACAGGGGUCAAGUACAAGGCUUAAAGUACAACUAAAUGGAAUUUUGUUUCUAGAUUUGGAUAGAUUGGAGAGGGAUUAAAACGCUUUUCAGUUUUUAUAGCUGUCUGUGCCCCCAUUCAGGAGAUUCACCCUCCUCUAUUUCUCCUGCUUACCAUCAUCAUUAAAAGUGAAAGUAAAAGAAAACCCCAAAUUUUGAGUUGUCCCCAGAAAAGUAAUAGAGAGGAAAUCUUCCAAUGGGGACACUGGUUAUGGUGACCUGGGGGUCCCCAAGGAAUUCUCUCAAUGUGCAGGUAUAUCCUCUCACUUCGCGUUUGGCUAUGGGACAGAAGGUGAAGGGAAAUCCUCUGUAAUGUGACACAGAUGAUGAAAAAAAUUCAAAUCUGACCAGGAUUAUGACUCACCCUGGCUCUAUCCAGAAAAAAAAGGUUUUGCAUAUAGGUCUACUUUAACCUUUGCAUGGCUGGUUCAUUAUUAAACACACACUGCUAGCCUGGGAGAUGAGAAAUGUCUUACUGUUACAAUAUGUACAUUAAGCAAUCCAGAUUCCUACAUACCAAGGUAUUUUGAGAAUAAAUUGGGUUAGCCAGCAACUUCAAUAAUGACCUAAUUGAAUAUACAAGUUGAUUUUGAGAUAAUUAAAAAGAAAUGGAACAUGCAAGGCAGAAAAUGUGUGCUUGUAAUGUGGGAUAGAUUAGUUAAAAAUCAAGGUUUAUAUAUAUAUGUAUAGCUGCUUCUUGAAAUUCUAAAAAUAUGAUAUGACACCCACCUCCUGUGUUGUAUGUUUGUCCUGUUAAUGUAAACAGGUAUUCUUGACCUCUUAUGCCUUGUACACACGAUCGGAAUUUCCGAUGGAAAAAGUCCAACGGACUUAUUCCAUCGGAUAUUCCGAUCGUGUUUAGCCCCAUCUGAGUUUUUUCAUCAGAUAUUGUGAUGAUUUCCGUUGAAGUUUAGAGAUAGAACAUGUUCUAUUUUACUCUGAUGGAAUUCCGGUGUGAUUUGGCCGGGCAGAAGCCUGAUUGUAUACGGGGCAUUACACUUCAAAAACAUUCCAUGCAAGCAGGUAUUACAGUAUUCUUUCCUGCACUAAUAGAAAGGGUUUAGACAUGCAUGACGAAAAUUUGUUUUGAUUCUUUAAUCUACUUGUUUAGUUAAAUUCAGUUGAUUCGUUCAAUUCGUUUUUGGAAUUUUUCUUUGAAUUUAUCGCUUUUUUAUAUAUUUUUUUUCUUUUCAAUUUGAAACAGUCGAAUCAAUACAUUUUGAAGAAUGUGGCAAAGUGAACAAACAAAAUUUUUUUUUUUAUCAAAUGAUUUUCUAUCACCUUUUUCUUAGUUAAAACGUCAUUAUACAAAAUGAUACUCUAUCAAACAGUCUUUGAUUUCAGCAAUAUGUGUACAGUUAGAAUUCGACUGGAGUUUUAUGUAAAAUUUCAGUCUGAAUUUAGUUUCGUUAUUCGGAGAAUUCAAUAAAAUUUGUUUAUCGUAAUUCGGAUAUUCAAAUACAUCUGAAUAUUGAAAAAUUAGUCUGAAUAUUCGGAACGAAACAAACCGUACAUGUCUAAAAGGGUUAUUAUCGUAUAUUCAGUCUGGAACUAAAGUAAAGGUGUUCAGUUGUCCAUCAUAUGUACAUGUCCAUUCCAUAAAGUAUUUUUUUUAAACGUGCAAAUUAAGGCGUGUUAAUGCUGAUUAUAACACAAUUUUUUAUUCAAGGUUUUUGGCUUUACCUUGUUACUUUUAUAUCCAGAUAUUUAUCAAUGCAGAAAAAGAACACAAACCUAUAACACAAUUGAGGGGUGUAGGUUUGUUUAUACAGUAUAUGCAAGUUAUUUAAAAACAAAGCUUCUGAGAAAAUCACUCAUUGUAAUGAGAGAAUAUAUGUGAAUUAUCCUGACAGAAUGUUGAAUAAUUAGGAAAGCCAGACAUUUUCCCUUAAAACUGAAUUUUGUUGUCAGGGUAUUGAAUUAUGCGCUGGAAGCUUCUUGUAUACAGCCAUACACUUUACUUUCAUGGAGGAUUGCAGCACAUAUCUUUAUAUCAUGGAGAUGGGAAAAGAACAACCAAUAAAUGCAUUGAACAUAGAUGGCCAAUACAUCCUGUUGUAGAAUACAUACUGUAACACUACAGCGCCACCUGCUGCUUAAAUAAGUAUAAUGUAUAUAGUUCAUAGUACUUUACAUGCUGUUGUCUGUCCAACCAAAUUUAGGUAUGCAUAUUUUUGCUUAGUUACAUUGGUCCAGCUUGGACCAAUAUAAGUAUGCAUGUUCCAUACUUGGAAGAUCCCUGUGAAAGCUUGAAAUCACUGUAGUAGGCACUGCAUUGACCUUCGCCAGCUUCCAUGUUCUGUGCCGAGUGGCUGCCCUGCCACUUGGUGAAUACUGGAGGGAAUGCAAUGUGUUCUCUGAUUGGACGAGAUGGAGAGAUGGGGUGGUGACAUCAUGAUUUUCACCUUGUCUAAUCAGAACGCGUAAGUGUUCUCUAAAUAGCACCUGUGCUAAGCAAGCAAUCUUCUGCAUUCACUAUGCAGCAUGGCAGCUGCUCUGCGCGGGACCCAGAAAGUAGCAGCGAUCACUGUAGUAGCAGGGCCUAAAACUGUGAUUUCCAGCUUCCAUGGGAAUGGAACAAUAAUAUGCAUACCUAAGCUAUAGCUUUAAAAUGCAACUGCACAUUGGGCCAAACUUGUAGGGGAGUUGGUACUGUGAUGCCAAGGUGGUAACACCUUUAAAUGGAAAGUCUGAACAACAAUAUUAAGGACUUUUUGGCGAUUACAUGGUUAGGGACCGCAGUCAGCGUGUCCUUAUUUAUAUAUAAUUAAAUGGGAAUAGUGUAAACUCAUCUAAUGAUCUUGUGUAGCCUGUGAAGUACCAGCAUGAGAAACUUUUCUGUUUUUAUACCAUGGUCUCCUUUUAGCGAUCAGUCACCGAUGAUGAUAAGAAAAAUUGUCUUGUUCAAUCAGGUUACAAUCAAUGUUGCGCUUCCUCAGCUCUUCAUGUUAUUGCUGUCUUAAUGACUUGUACAUUAAUAGUUUCCCAUUUAAAGGAAAUUUUAAAAUGUUUUUUGGUAAAUUUUUAUUUAAUUUUGUAUUAUGUUCACAGGUUUAUAAACUAUUUUUGCAAUAAUUUACCAAUAUUUUACAAAUUAACAUUAUUACAUGAUGUAUUGUGUCAGCUAAAGUGUAUAAAGGCUUUAUAAUAACUAGUUCACAUAUGCUGGCCAAACACUUGUAUAUACGGCUGGGAAAUGGACUUAACCAGGUGAAUGAAGGAAUCUACACUGCUGCCUAAACGGUGACUCCGUGUGAUAGAAUGCAGUAACUGAAGCCUGGUACACACGAUCAGAUUAUCAGAAAUAUUUUUGUCAGUUUUUUGUUGCAUGCUUGUCUCGUAUCCAAAGUGAAGGGGUUACUCAACAUUCCAAAAUUCUCAUACGACAGAAUACAACUUCAGAAGUGAUGUAAUAUGUUAAAUUGUUUUUGUAUGUGUCCUUUCAUUUCUGAGCAUGCGUAGUCUUGCUCUUACGAAAACUUUACUAAUUAAAAGAAAAUCAGGAGUUGUGUUCACAAACAAAAAUUUUAUAGCCUGCACAUCUAGAUUUUCUUUGGAAAUUCGGAAUCGGCUGUCGAAACACCAUACUAACGAUCAGAAAAUCAGCAGAUCGUUUGUCGGACAAAAUUUUACUUCUAGUUUUCUGAUCGUGUGUACGGGCAUUUAGGCAGACAAUAUUCCACCCAAUUCAAUCAAGGUUAGUUGAGAUGGAUGGUCCCAACAGGGCCACUGAAGGCCCCAAUUUUUAGGUUGAGUCAGCAAGAAUUGAUCAGAAUUCAAGAUGUUUGGGGCCAGCCUUACACUUCCAACGAGGAUAGAGGCAGUGCUGAUAUUUCUCACAACAUUUCUGGCUUUUCUUGGGGGGAAGAAGGGAGGGUGUGAGUCCUUGGCCAAGUUAAUUAAGAAUAUUUUUUAAUACUUAAAAUAUAUUUUUACAUUUUAUUUCCCUUUGUGUGCUGCAGUAUUAUGAUGUAAGAUGGGGACUGGGCAAUUGAGACCAAACCUACAUGUGGAAAUAUAGUCAAAAUAUCAGAGACAAAAUAUAAAAUGUAUAUGGUGAUUACAGUCAGGCCUUAUGCAGAUAUAUGUACAGCGCAGAGCUGUAUUAACAUCUGUUGUGUUAAGGAAGCCCUUCCAUUUUCCAAUGGCACUUGGCAAGGUACCCUGUGGGAGGUCAAAUUGGUCAUCUCCUAGUUUUCAGUAAUUCUGUGUCUUCCCCAAGAGUACAGUGCAUAGAGAAGAGUAUCUAAAAGUAUCAGUUUAAUCUAAAAAGGUGUAACACAUCAGGGUAUACUUGUCAGUACAACGGCUUUAGCACUUAAUGUAUAAGGUACCUUAGCCCCUUCAGUAGGUGAGCAUACUCCAUAUCCCACCUUCUUGGAACGAACCGAUACACCAGGUGUAUUGGAAUUGAGGAACCGGCCUCUAUCCCUUGCCCCAUUCAGCUGUCAGCUGGAAGAUUCUUUGGCUGAAAGCUAAAUGUGAAAAAAGGGGUUGUCAUCAGCUAUAGUGGUGACGUCAUUGCCCAAAUAUAGCAAUGGCCAUAAUUGGGAAAUUACUUGAGUCACUAGGUGGGGGGAGCCUGGUGGGAAACUAGCCUUUCAGUCCACCUUACUUUUGAUUGGCAGUGGGCAGAAUCAAAAGCUUUUAUUGAACUGAAUAGCAUCUAUGGGUCAGUUCACGGCCGUGUCAUGAACAGCAAGGCAGACCCAAUGAUGAACUCUCAAGUCCCCAUCAGACUCUUUACAGCACACUACAAAACUCCUCAACCAUGCAUCUGUCAGUGCAACGGGCAUAGUAGCCAGUAUGACACUCAGAAAUCCAUGCCAGGCUCUGACUGAUUCACGUUCAUGAAUUUUGCAACAAUAUUGGUGUGGCACCCCAAUGGUGUUCCAAAUGGUGUGUACACAACAUUUAUACAUUUGUUUGUGUUACGCUGCAGACAAUAAUAAUGAUCCUAGAAUAAUUGUCUUUGGCCCCCAACUCGUGUUUAUUUUCUGCUGUGAAUAAACGUUCUCAUAAAAAAAA